AUGACCGCCGCCAGCAGCAGCAGCACCGGUGGGGCCUUCGACCCCUUCGGAGACCCGGCCGCCGGCUGCGAGCCGUACUGGUACCAAGGCUACCCCUCGGCGUACUACGGGCAGUCGCACGUCGACUUCCGCAGAAAGUGCCGCGAUUUUGUCGAAACGGAGAUCAAGCCGUACCUGGACGGGUGGAUAGAACGGCGCGAGGCGUACCCGCUGUCCCUGCACGCCAAGUCCCUGGAGGCGGGCCUGCCGACCGCCGGCCUGGCGAAGGACGUGCAGAGCCGGUACCCCGCGGCGAUCCUGCCCGACGGGGGCUUCGACCCUUUCCACGAGCUGAUCUAUCCCACCACUGGCAGCGGCGGGCCCCGGCGGUGCGAUGGGCCAGUGACGGCUCAACUCCAUGGCGCUGCCCCCGAUCCUCUUUGCAGGAUCGCGCACGGUGCAGGAUCUAGUGGUGGACGACGUGCUGGCGGGCCGCAAGAACAUCAGCCUGGCCAUUUCUGA
Messenger RNA from Prorocentrum cordatum, 501 nucleotides. NCBI's taxonomy places the organism in Eukaryota, Dinophyceae, Prorocentrales, Prorocentraceae. The record is from the annotation of a GenBank genome assembly.